This is a messenger RNA of Carlito syrichta (Philippine tarsier), 3845 nucleotides long. It is a transcript of the gene PEX1, whose product is annotated as peroxisomal biogenesis factor 1. Gene Ontology annotation, cellular component: peroxisomal membrane; cytosol. The coding region runs from base 354 to 3725 and encodes 1123 amino acids. The record is from RefSeq and is a predicted model, not a curated record. The transcript has 23 exons. Gene Ontology annotation, molecular function: ATP hydrolysis activity; ATP binding. NCBI's taxonomy places the organism in Eukaryota, Metazoa, Chordata, Mammalia, Primates, Tarsiidae. Gene Ontology annotation, biological process: protein import into peroxisome matrix.
AGAAUCAAGCUAUAGAACUAGCCUGGGGUCACCAGCCUGCAUUCUUAAGCUGGGUAGAAGGCAGGCAUUUUCAUGAUCAAGGAGAAAAUGUAGCUGAAAUUAACCGACAAGUUGGUCAGAAACUUGGACUCUCAAAUGGAGGACAGGUAUUUCUCAAGCCGUGUUCCCAUGUCGUGUCUUGUCAGCAGGUUGAGGUGGAACCCCUCUCAGCAGAUGACUGGGAGAUCCUGGAGCUGCAUGCUGCUUCCCUAGAGCAAAACCUUCUAGAUCAAAUUCGAAUAGUUUUUCCAAAAGCUGUUUUUCCUGUUUGGGUUGAUCAACAAACUUACAUAUUUAUCAAGAUUGUUGCUCUAAUGCCAGCUGCUGCUUAUGGAAGGCUGGAAACUGACACCAGACUCCUCAUUCAGCCAAAGACACGCCAAGCCGAAGAGAAUACAUUUUCAAAAGCAGAUGACAUGUGUGGAAAAUUUUACAGUUAUGGAAGAGACCAAAAAGGAAUGACAAAGGAACUUUCAGUCAAGCAACAUCAGUCAGAUACUAUGGGAGUCACUGAAUCUAACAAAAAAGAGCACGCGGUUCCAGUGGACUCCUCAUUGACCCCAAGCUUAUGGGACGUGAUAGGAAGUAUUUUUUCUUUUGGAUCUGAAAAGAAACAGGAGACAUCCUGGGGUUUAACUGAAAUCAAUGCCUUUAAAAAUAUGCAGGCAAAAGCUGUUCCUCUGGACAAUAUUUUCAGAGUGUGCAAGUCUCAGCCUCCUAGUGUAUAUCAGGCAUCAGUACCUCCUGUGUUUCACAGGCACUGUGCCAUUCACGUAUUUCCAUGGGACCAGGAGUAUUUUGAUGUAGAGCCCAGCUUUACUGUGACCUAUGGAAAGCUGGUAAAGCUACUUUCUCCAAAGCAACAACAGAGUAAAACAAAGCAAAAUAUUCUGUCACCUGAAAAAGAGAAGCCAAUGUCAGAGCCACUCCAUCAAAAACAAAUUAGCUCUGAUCAUAGCCAAGAAGCUGGUAAGGCCUGUGUGCUGCAGGUAAUCUGGAAUGGACUUGAGGAAUUGAAGAAUGCUAUGAAAUACACCAAAAAUAUGGAAGUUCUCCAUCUUGGGAAAGUGUGGAUUCCUGAUGACCUGAGGAAGAGACUAAAUAUAGAAAUGCAUGCAGUAGUCAGAAUAACACCAGUGGAAGUUACCCCUAAAAUUCCAAGAUCUCUGAAGUUACAACCUAGAGAUAGUUUACCUAAAGACAUAAAUGAAGAAGACAUAAAAACUGUGUUCUGUUCAUGGCUACAGCAGUCUGCUACCUCCACGCUUCCUUUGGUAAUAUCAGAGGAAGAAUUUAUUAAGCUGGGGAUUAAAGAUGUGUUGAAGGAAUUUUCUCUGAGUAUAGGUCAUUCUUGGGAAAAAGAAAAAGAAAAAAAUAUUUUUCUGUUGAGUUCCAAUCUGCUGCACAAGACCACAAUACAAGUCCUUCUAGACCCUAUGGUAAAAGAAGAAUACAGUGAGGAAACUGACUUUAUUCUUCCUUUUUUAAAGCUGAACUCUUUGGGAGGCAUAAAUUCCCUGGGCGUCUCCUCCCUAGAGCACAUCACUCACAGCCUGCUGGGGCGCCCUCUGUCUCGGCAGCUGACAGCCCUUGUGGCGGGACUCCGGAAUGGAGCCCUUCUACUCACAGGAGGAAAGGGAAGUGGAAAAUCAACUUUGGCCAAAGCCAUUUGUAAGGAAGCCUCUGACGCACUGGAUGCCCAUGUAGAGAUGGUCGACUGUAAAGCUUUGCGAGGAAAAAGACUUGAAAACAUACAAAAAGCCCUAGCAGUAGCCUUCUCAGAGGCAGCAUGGAGGCAGCCUUCCGUCAUUCUGCUGGACGACCUUGAUCUCCUCAUGGGACCUCCUGCAGUCCUGGAGCAGGAGCAUAGCCCCGAUGCAACGCAGAGCCGGCGGCUCGCUCACGCUUUGAACGAUAUGACGAAAGAGUUUAUUUCCAUGGGAAGUUUGGUUGCACUGAUUGCCACGAGUCAGUCUCAACAUUCUCUGCAUCCUUUCCUUGUUUCUGCUCAAGGAGUUCACAUAUUUCAGUGUGUCCAACAUAUUCAACCUCCUAAUCAGGAACAAAGAUGUGAAAUGCUGCAUAAAGUGAUAAAAAAUAAGCUGGACUGUGAUAUAAGCAAGUUCACUGAACUUGACCUGGAGCAUGUAGCCAAAGAAACUGAAGGGUUUGUGGCUAGGGAUUUUACAGUGCUUGUGGAUCGGGCCAUACACGCUCGCCUCUCUCAUCAGAGUGUAUUCACCCGGGAAGAAUUAGUUUUAACAACAUUAGACUUCCAAAAGGCUCUCCAAGGGUUUAUUCCUGCAUCUCUUCGAAAUGUCAACUUGCAUAAGCCUAGAGACCUAGGUUGGGAUAAGAUUGGUGGGUUGCAUGAAGUUCGGCAAAUUCUCAUGGAUACCAUCCAGUUACCGGCCAAGUAUCCAGAAUUAUUUGCAAACUUGCCUAUACGACAAAGAACAGGAAUACUAUUGUACGGUCCUCCUGGGACAGGAAAAACCUUACUGGCUGGGGUAAUUGCACAAGAGAGUGGAAUGAAUUUUAUUAGUGUCAAGGGACCAGAGUUACUCAGCAAAUAUAUUGGCGCAAGUGAGCAAGCUGUUCGAGACGUUUUUAUUAGAGCACAGGCUGCAAAGCCCUGCAUUCUUUUCUUUGACGAAUUUGAAUCCAUUGCUCCUCGGCGGGGCCAUGAUAAUACAGGUGUUACAGACCGAGUUGUCAACCAGCUGCUGACUCAGUUGGAUGGAGUGGAAGGCUUACAGGGUGUUUAUGUACUGGCUGCUACUAGUCGCCCUGACUUGAUUGACCCUGCCCUGCUCAGGCCCGGGCGUCUCGAUAAAUGCGUCUACUGUCCUCCUCCUGACCAGGUGUCACGUCUUGAGAUUUUGAACGUUCUCAGUAACUCUCUGCCUCUGGCUGAGAACGUUGACCUUCAGCAAGUGGCGGCAGUCACCGACUCCUUCACCGGUGCUGACCUGAAGGCUCUGCUUUACAAUGCCCAGUUAGAGGCUUUGCGUGGAAAACUGCUGUCGUGUGGGCUUCAGGAUGCAAGUUCCAGCUCCGACAGUGACCUCAGUCUGUCUUCAAUGGUCUUUCUCAACCACAGCAGUGGUUCUGACGACUCAGCUGGAGAUGGAGAGUGUGGCUUGGGCCAGUCCCUUGUUUCUCUGGAGAUGUCAGAGGUCCUUCCAGAUGAAUCCAGGUUCAAUAUAUACCGGCUCUACUUUGGAAGCUCUUACGAAUCAGAACUUGGCAAUGGAACCUCUUCUGACCUGAGCUCACAAUGUCUGUCUGCACCAAGCUCCCUGACUCAGGAUUUGCCUGGAUUUUCUGGGAAAGAUCCAUCAUUUUCACAGCCUCCCGUGUUAAGGACAGCUUCUCAAGAGGGUUGCCAAGAACUUACACAAGAGCAGAGAGAGCAACUGAGGGCAGAUAUCAGUGUGAUCAAAGGCAGAUACCGGAGCCAAAGUGGAGAGGAUGAAUCCAUUAACCAACCGGGAUCAAUCAAAACCAGGCUGGCUAUUAGUCAGUCACAUCUAAUGACUGCACUCAGCCACACGAGACCGUCUAUUAAUGAAGAUGACUGGAAGAGUUUUGCCCAGCUAUAUGAAAGCUUUCAGAAUCCAAAAAAGAGGAAAAACCAAAGUGGAAUAAUGUUUCGGCCUGGACAGAAAGUAACUUUAGCAUAAAAUAUACUUCUGAUUUUUUUUUCCUGGCUUCACCCUGUGUUGUAACAGUAAAAAAUGGUGUCUGUAGCCGGGCUUGGUGGCUCAGCCUGUAAUCCCGCACUUUGGGAGGCUGAGGUGAUU